Molecule: messenger RNA, 3254 nt
Organism: Lipotes vexillifer (Yangtze River dolphin)
Lineage: Eukaryota; Metazoa; Chordata; Mammalia; Artiodactyla; Lipotidae
Gene: TMEM135
Product: transmembrane protein 135
Exons: 14
Coding region: 92-1402 (436 amino acids)
Source: RefSeq, a predicted model, not a curated record
CCGCGGCGGUUGGGCGCUCGCUGCCCGCCCCUCUUCCUCCUUGCAGAGCUUCGGCUCACCACCUCCCGGCCCCUGCGCGCGGCUCCUCGUCAUGGCGGCCCUCAGCAAGUCCAUCCCUCAUAACUGCUACGAGAUCGGCCACACUUGGCACCCUUCCUGUGGGGUCUCCUUCGUGCAGAUCACCAGGGGCGCCCUGGAGGAGUCCCUGAAGAUCUAUGCUCCCCUGUACUUGAUUGCAGCAAUUCUCCGGAAACGAAAAUUAGAUUAUUAUUUACACAAACUGCUCCCUGAGAUCCUACAAUCUGCUUCAUUUCUGACUGCUAAUGGGGCCUUGUUUAUGGCUUUCUUUUGCAUUUUAAGGAAAAUACUUGGAAAAUUCUACUCAUGGAGUCCUGGCUUUGGUGCCGCUUUGCCAGCUUCUUAUGUGGCCAUUCUAAUUGAGAGAAAAAGCAGGAGAGGGCUGCUCACAAUUUAUAUGGCCAACUUGGUCCUUUUAUUCUGCAUCACAGCUGCCAUGUACAUGUUCUUUUUCAGGUGCAAAGAUGGUUUGAAAGGAUUUACAUUCUCUGCACUUAGGUUCAUUGUUGGGAAGGAAGAAAUUCCCACACAUUCUUAUUCACCAGAGGCGGCAUAUGCAAAAGUGGAACAAAAGACUGAGAAACAUGAGGAAAAACCAAGAGGAAAGAAUAUAAUUGCUCUAGUCAGGAAGCUUGUGGAUUCAGUAUGUAAGCAUGGACCAAGGCAUAGAUGUUGCAAACACUAUGAGGAUAAUUGCAUCUCUUAUUGCGUUAAAGGUUUUAUCAGAAUGUUUAGCGUGGGAUACUUGAUCCAGUGCUGCCUCCGGAUUCCCUCUGCAUUUAGGCAUCUGUUUACACAGCCAUCCCGGCUACUUUCUCUCUUCUACAAUAAAGAAAACUUCCAGCUCGGAGCUUUUCUGGGCUCUUUUGUCAGUAUAUACAAGGGUACUAGUUGCUUCCUGCGCUGGGUCAGAAAUCUGGAUGAUGAACUGCAUGCCAUUAUAGCUGGAUUUUUGGCGGGAAUAUCAAUGAUGUUUUAUAAAAGCACAACAAUUUCCAUGUAUUUAGCUUCCAAAUUGGUAGAGACAAUGUAUUUCAAAGGUAUUGAAGCAGGAAAGGUUCCCUAUUUUCCCCAUGCAGACACUAUCAUCUAUUCCAUCUCUACAGCAAUUUGCUUCCAGGCAGCUGUCAUGGAAGUUCAGACCUUGCGACCAUCUUACUGGAAGUUCCUUCUAAGGCUCACCAAGGGCAGAUUUGCCGUCAUGAACCGAAAAGUCCUUGAUGUUUUUGGUACUGGUGCAUCUAAACACUUUCAGGACUUCAUCCCUAAGUUGGAUCCAAGAUAUACAGUUGUAACACCAGAGUUGCCCAUCGAGUUUUCUUGAAGAUGACUGUAACUUAUUAACGUGACUUAAUGUUUCAUUAUUUUGUCCUAGAGAGUUAAUUAUGUUGAACACAAAGAAGGGGGCCUGAGCUUGAACGUCAGUGUUAUUUCAAUGAGAGACGCUCUUUUUUUUUGUUUUUCUUACCAAUCAGAAAUACAGAAGCUUUUCAGGAAGGUGUUGCUUAAUAAUUAAGCUCCCUCUAUAGCCAGAAUCUCAUUCUGGAUCACUGUAAUGGUUGACAUUAUGAUAUAUUAUUAUCGAUUAAAUUAUAUCCACAAGCAAUAUUAAAUAAUCUAUGUAGAAAUGUAGUAACAAAUAAGAGUAUACUUAAAGUUACUUUAAAAGAUGUUUUACUUCAUUCCAAUCUAAUUCUUGGUUAAAACUAAGAAUAUUUCUACAUUUUAGGAUACAAAGGAUCACGGGUACAUGGAUUUGGUCUGUAUUUUUUUUUUUUUUUUUAACUUCUGAAUUGGUAACUAUAGUAGUGGAAUGUUAUGGGUAUGGAGUAACUCUUCACAGACAGUGCUGCUUUAUUUAGUAUAGAGAAAAUUAAUUGGAGAAAGUGGCCAUUCUUACUUCAGGGAUGCAAAGACGGGUAUCAUACUGUUUGGAUAAAUGCCGUGGUAUCCGUGCUCUUUUUCCACUGAUACCUUCAUCUCUCUCCAUGAUCAGUUGGGUUCUUUGGCAGCCCAGUGAACCUAUGUAUUAGUGGCAGGUUAGGAGCAAAUGGAAAUUGACAUAUCUGAUAAAGUUGAAACGUAUGUUUUAAUCUUUUACAGAAGCAUUACACUUGAAUAUUCAAAAACAGAUGAAGUUACCUUUAAACCUCCUGUAGGUUUAUUAUGUUUGUUUUCAUUUAUAAGGGCUGAAUUCUUCAUAGCUAAGUUUGUAUGCUGUUGUCGAUUUAGAAGGGAUCAGGUUCUAUGGAGCAAAAGUAGUUUGGGCAAGUUUGGCAGUUUGUUCCCUCAGCUGUUUCACCUAUACGGAUGUUUGACAACUAAAAACAUCCUAAAAAUCCAGUGGAGGUUUAAAAGUCCACUUCAUAAUUGGAUGCAGGUUCUCUAGCCUCUUUUCAAAAAAUCAUUAUCGUCACUUUUACUCACAUUAGAGCAAAGAAGUGACAAAAUGUAGUCACUGCUGAUUAUGAGUUAGUUCAGGACAGCUUUGAUUGAAAUAUGAUCACUCGUUAGAGUUUUUCAGGGACAAGUUAUUCUUUUCUAAGUUAAUGCAAGGCUUAAGUGGUUGUGAUAUGUUACAUUACAAUUAAUGUAACAUAUAGGGAUAAUGGUAUAUUUUUUAAAUAUAAUUUUGUUGCUGAAAAGUUUUAGGCUGCUGUAAAUUAAUUAUGCAGUAGAACUUGUGUAGCAAUAAGAAUUAUAACCCAGACUUUUUAAAUGCUUAAUCCUCCAUAUUCAAUUUCAUCAAGCCUUGUAUACGUCUGUUUACAUGUAAUUCUAACCUUGGUUGUUAUGGCAGAUUGAAACCAAACAAACAAAGACAGAGUAUCAACGAGAGCCAGUUUAAUUAGACCAAAAUUUUGCAGUGUGAUCAGCUUUUUAGGAUCGACUUGUCUAUUAGGCAAUACUGUUAAAGGAUCCUUUUGGCUUCAGACUUCCAAACUGAUGAAUAAAUUCAGUUCUAAGUUUUUAUUCACUGGAAUCAAAAUGGUGAUUAGUACUGUGUUUACUUUUAAAAAUGAAGUAUUAUAGCAGUGAAGAAAGCACUGCUACUUGCAUCUCAUUUUCUCUAUUCAGAAAUCAUGUUUAUAAUAUUUUCCCUGUCAGUUAAACAGAAAACUUUUUAAUCCAUAAGUUAUUGUUUUCAUUCAGAUUAAAAGACUAUGAAAUUGAAA